AUGGCCAAGCGCUCCUCGACGCUUAAGCAGUUCCUGCUGCGCGUACACCCCGACCACUUCCGCAACAUCCCUAAAGUGCACGAUGAGAAUUUGCAUUCCGUCAAGCUUCUGAACCAGUUUAUGGACGAGCAUUAUGCGUCUCAAGGCGGUGGGGGGUCUAUCAACUGGAGACGACUAGGCGCUUCGAAGGAGAAGCUGAAGCGGUUUCCUUUGGAGCUGGCUUCCAAUAUUGAAGCCAAGAUGAUCUCGGUGCUAAGAGACGGAUGGAAACGCCCUAGUAGCAUGGACUUCGGCGGGUUUACUAUGGACGGGAUGUACGCCAAGGCGAAUCGAGCAGCUGCAGCAUCAGCUUCCAGACGGAGGAGGAAACCAAUCCAUACUUUUAAAGAGCUACUGGAGUAUAUGAAGGAAGACGAGACAAAUGAGACCCAGCAGAGACGUCGCAUUGCCUGGCAAUCGAUUCAAUCAGUAAGAGGAACUCUCAAACGUGAAUUGGGCCUUGAAGACGUGUUAUUCUCGUGCGGAUGGUCAACGAUGCACUUGAACACAACGGCCAUGAUCCUUCUACAAACCCUACGCAAGUAUACAAGAGCUAACAAGCAAGGUAUCUUCACUCCAAAGGAUUUCUUGCACGGUGCAACGAUUGACAUCAGUGCCAGCCCGUCUGGAGUAGACUUUAACAACGAAUACCGGAUCGAGUUCAACCCAACUGAUGUCCCUGUGCAGUGGGUCCAAGUUCUGGAGAGCAUUGAUGUAAAUAUGGUACUUUUCAUGAAGGCAGCACGGGAGAGUUUAAGGUCAUUGCAGACUAAUGCAACCGCUGCUCUCGGAGAAGCAACCAUCCUAAGAGGGCAUACAUGCUCGGCUCUCGGAUACCGGACAUUUUUGCAAAGCAUUUGGCAACGCGACGCUGCGUACGAGGACGAACAAGGCCUACUAGAAAAGUUUGCACUCGUGAUUGAAGACGAAUUAUACGACUGGAGGAUUUUGGAGACUGGGGAAGUGCGAGCGCCCUUCACCAGUUCGUAUGGGGAAGCAGUCACGUUUCUAACCAGAAAUCGAUCACAGAUCCACCGCCAGCAAGAGGCGCACAAUGCCAAUUUAGAGGCUUUCGCGUACAUUUCCUCACGCUGUGUGGACGCCAUGCACGUCAAAGAGAUCACGCGUGAUGAAGGGAUUUCAGUUGCAGACGCCAUUGUGGCUUGCGAAGAGCUGUUGAAAGCUGUGGCCGGGAUGACUCCGCAGAGUUCCAGGGCCUCCAUUCCACAGGAAUUGGCGCGCUUCCUCGACACGUACACACAAGACCGCAGCAUUUGCGUCAGCCGCACGUACGGAUUGGGUCAAGACGGGAUCUUCACGCUGCCUGUCGAUUGGUUUAAAUGGUGA
Phytophthora infestans T30-4 is the source of this 1386-nucleotide messenger RNA. RefSeq lists its product as uncharacterized. Gene Ontology annotation, cellular component: mitochondrion. The record is from RefSeq and is a predicted model, not a curated record. The coding region runs from base 1 to 1386 and encodes 461 amino acids. The transcript has 5 exons. NCBI's taxonomy places the organism in Eukaryota, Oomycota, Peronosporomycetes, Peronosporales, Peronosporaceae.